Molecule: messenger RNA, 1553 nt
Organism: Halichondria panicea
Lineage: Eukaryota; Metazoa; Porifera; Demospongiae; Suberitida; Halichondriidae
Exons: 5
Coding region: 165-1229 (354 amino acids)
Source: RefSeq, a predicted model, not a curated record
UACAUGCGCAUGCUUCUGAGCAUGUUAUACUUUCUAGUAGCAGCCCAGCCCCGCCCCCCCACCAUGGUUACUGCAGAUAAGCACAAAAGACGGCUAGGCCGGACUACAUGACACUGCAGAAAGAACUACUGUACUACUGUGAGAGAUAGCAGCUCAACAAAAAAAUGACUCUGAGAAAUGUUAUGACUGUUUCCUCACUCCUCUUUUGGUCGUUUUUCUCUCUGAUAUUAGCAGAAAUUCUGGUAGCCCCUGAGACUCAACGAGUUGCUAUCAACUCUGGAAUGGCUGAGUUCUACUGCAAAACCAUGGGACACAACGCUAGGUGGCUUGUGGAUAGAAGUACCUACGACCCUGAGAAUAGAACCGAAGACGGGCUGAGUUUUAUGGAGCUCAUUACACCUGACCUGGACGGGUUUGAUGACAACAUAUAUGAUAUAUAUUUGCAAAUUCCCUCUUCUCUUGAUCGUAACUCCACUGAAAUCAGAUGCUUAUCAGCGAGAGAUCAACCAUACGUUAGCGAACUAGUCAAGCUGAUCAUAAUGGGUGGUCCAGCUGCACCAGAACCUUUCCUCAACACUAUCAGCAUGUCUCUCCUCACUCUGGAGUGGAACAAACCCUUCUCUUGGUCAGAGUACCCUGUUGAGCACUACACUCUCACAUCCAACCAUAGCCUCUACUACCCGUCGGAAUUAAGGAUCAACAAUGCUACAAUGUCCCAAGGCAGUAUGCAGAUAGAGAAGAAAGACGGUUUGGAAGAAUGUGAAGUGAUUGAGUUCACUAUGAAAGCUAACAAUGGACUAGCCGACAGCCCAGCUGGAACUACCACUGGAGGGUUCCCAAUUUCUUUUGUUUUUUCCGAAACAUCAAUAAGCUAUAUGGACACGGUAUCAUUUGUGUGCGGAAGCUCAUUAAAUAUUUCUUUUCUAAUACAGUUACCUCUGGUCUGUUGGUUUCAAGUCAUUCAAUAUAAUGUCACUAUUUAUAAUGGAGCUGAAGUUGUCAUAACUACCUCGCAACGGCUAAUCUACUGGGAGCAACACAUUGUAUCGAUGAGUUUUGAGCCUGUCAGUGAACUUAUAACUAACUUUAUAUCCCGUUGCUAUGUUGUUGCCAAGUGCAAUAUAAAGCAUAUUGCACUGCUGAAAAGUCAUAUUGCACUGCCGAAAAGUCAUAUUGCACUGACCACAAAACGCCCCUCUGGCAUAAUUAAAUUAAAUAUUGUAUCAUGAGAAAUAACAAGUAUCAAAGUAAGUCCAGCCAUGCAGGAAUGUUCAGCACUGCUGGAGUUUCUUCUUUGCAACCAUACAGGUUUUAAAAUCGUCCCAGGCUCAUUUUGUGAAGAUUCUGUGUUCCUAGACCUAGUCCUCCAGCUCCACUUCUUGAUGCACGGUCAAUUCUGGCUUCACCAUAGGCAUAGCACUAGAAGCGGCUCUUUUUGCAGGGGGCUUGAGCUGUUUUGCAGCAGUGUAGAGGCGAGCUUCUUUGGCUUGGUUGUGAUGCCGAGGAUAGUGGAGGGGGCUGUUCGAGCAGCAGUGACACUGAUGAGUAGUAUA